Cyphellophora attinorum is the source of this 921-nucleotide messenger RNA. RefSeq names its product putative phosphatase. Gene Ontology annotation, molecular function: phosphatase activity. The coding region runs from base 1 to 921 and encodes 306 amino acids. The record is from RefSeq and is a predicted model, not a curated record. NCBI's taxonomy places the organism in Eukaryota, Fungi, Ascomycota, Eurotiomycetes, Chaetothyriales, Cyphellophoraceae. The transcript is spliced from 2 exons.
AUGUCGCAGUCACUAGAGAGCCGGCUGGCUGCUAAGCCCAAGAUCCUAUUCUUUACAGACUUCGACGGCACAAUCACACUUCAGGACACCAACGACUUCGUGACUGACAAUUAUGGCCAUGGCUAUGACACCCGGAGAGGCAUUAUGGACGAGAUCCUAAAGGAAACCGAGACAUUCCGAGGCGGUUUCCAGAAGAUGCUUGAUUCAUGGAAUAUGCCUUUUCCCAAAGUCCUCGAGAUCUUGAGCGAAAACAUCCAGCUGGACCCGGGGUUUAAGGACUUCAUGGUAUGGGCUCGCUCAAACAAGGUCCCUGUCAUUGUUCUCUCGAGCGGUAUGUACGGCGUCAUCGACACUUUGCUCAAGUUGCUACUUGGAGAUGACCUAGCCUCCGACCUGGAGAUCAUCAGCAACACUACAAAGCCUAUACCGCCCAAGAAUAGCUUGGACGAAGCCAACGGCUGGACCAUUGAAUUCCACGACGACUCAGGCUUUGGUCACGACAAGAGUCUGACCUUGCGAGAGUACGCCAAGGCGAUCGAGAAGCUGCCUGCAGACCAGAGACCAACUAUGCUAUAUGCCGGCGAUGGAGUCAGUGAUCUCUCAGCCGCCAGGGAGUCAGAUCUCCUCUUCGCCAAGGAAGGACAGGAUCUUGUCACCUAUUGCGAGCGAGAAGGAAUUCCGUUUACAACAUUCAAAGACUGGACCGAAAUAAAGCGAGAAACAGAACAAAUCUUUUCCGGAGAGAAAAGUGUCAAGCGACUUGCUACGGAGAGCCUGCAGCGCGUGCGGACCAAUUCGAUCGAGAACCAGUCAAAUCCGCCAAAGCCCAGGAGAGCAAGCUCGUUCGACCAAGCUGCGGCAGAGCAAGAGUUGAAGCGGCUGCGAAGCGGUGUUUCCGUCGAGGAUGCGAUCAAGGAAUAG